AUGUUCAACAAGCUGGCCGGGCAGCCAGAGAGCUAUGAGAAAAAGGCGCUCUACAAAUUCGGCCGAACCCUCGGUGCAGGCACCUACGGAAUCGUUCGCGAGGCGGAGACGGCCGAUGGCAAAAAAGUCGCAAUCAAAAUCAUCUUGAAGAAGAAUGUGCGUGGCAAUGAAGGCAUGGUCUAUGAUGAGCUGGAGAUGUUGCAGAAGGUCAAGCACCCUCACAUCGUGUCGUUUGUGGAUUGGUUCGAGUCCAAGGACAAAUUCUACAUCGUUACUCAGCUUGCCACCGGUGGAGAAUUAUUCGAUCGAAUUUGCGAGUAUGGAAAAUUCACGGAAAAGGAUGCGUCCCAGACCAUUCGUCAGGUUCUCGAUGCCGUCGACUACCUUCACAAACUCAACAUUGUUCACCGGGACUUGAAACCGGAGAAUCUCCUCUAUCUUACACGCGAUCCCGAUUCGGAGCUCGUCUUGGCUGAUUUCGGUAUCGCCAAGAUGCUAGAGAAUUCCGCAGAGGUGCUCACCAGCAUGGCUGGAUCCUUUGGUUAUGCCGCUCCGGAGGUCAUGCUCAAGCAGGGCCACGGAAAAGCCGUGGAUAUGUGGUCCCUGGGCGUUAUCACCUACACCUUGCUCUGUGGUUAUUCCCCGUUCCGAUCGGAGAAUUUGACCGACUUGAUCGAAGAGUGCCGAAGCGGCCGCAUCAUUUUCCACGAGCGAUACUGGAAGGAUGUCUCGCAAGACGCCAAAGAUUUCAUCCUCAGUCUCUUGGAACCAGAUGCCCACAAGCGGGUGACCUCGGAGGAAGCUUUGAAACACGAAUGGCUGACUGGAGAAUCCGCCGGUGAUCGUGAUCUGCUACCCGAGAUUCGCGCCUACAUUGCCCGGGCUCGCCUCCGCCGCGGUAUCGAGAUUGUCAAGCUGGCCAACCGCAUCGAGGCACUCAAGAUGCACGAAGAGGAAGGUCAAGAAGACAUUCCCAGUCCUAUGGAGAUGGCCGGCAACGCCGCGUCUGCUGGACCUACCGAGGGGGGCGAGAGCGAUGCCACUUCCCCUUCUACCAAGAAGCGCAGUCUCAGCAAGCUCGGUAACGGAGCCAUCUUCCGCGAGGUGGUUCUGGCCAAGCUUCGGGAUGCCAAGGAAAAUGAAGAGCGAGAAAAGAUCGAACGAGAGGCUCGCGAGAAGGCGUCACAUCAUUAA
Messenger RNA from Penicillium diatomitis, 1194 nucleotides. RefSeq names its product serine/threonine-protein kinase. The record is from RefSeq and is a predicted model, not a curated record. The transcript has 4 exons. Gene Ontology annotation, biological process: cellular response to oxidative stress; protein phosphorylation. Gene Ontology annotation, molecular function: calcium/calmodulin-dependent protein kinase activity; ATP binding. The coding region runs from base 1 to 1194 and encodes 397 amino acids. NCBI's taxonomy places the organism in Eukaryota, Fungi, Ascomycota, Eurotiomycetes, Eurotiales, Aspergillaceae.